AAAAUUAAUUUUUCUAAUUGCGGUCGCCCGUGGGCAGAAAAUGUCAACUCCGAAUGCUCAUUAAAAUCCAUCCAUCAUUCGUAGGCGACUUAGAAUAAACUGUAGGUCUCUCCAUUUGUUGAAAGAACAUCAAGUGGCGUACCGCAAAUCGGAGGAGAAGCUCAGCCGAUAAUCGCUUCAACGGUUAUAAAGCACCAAUUAUAUAUAUAGACAGCAGAAAACCGAGAGAAGCUCAGAGCAAAACGAUGUUCCAUCGAUCAAAGGAGUGAGGGCUCUCAGGAAUCUUUACAUAUGACUAUGUGGCUUAUGAUAAGACUGGAGCGUAGGCACUUAUAAUAUUCGAGAGCGCCGGGCAAUGAUCGUGAAGAGAAGAAAAUAAUUUCGUAGGCCACUAAGGAUCCAACCUGUAAAAAGUGACCUCGUAACAGCUCACCACUGAAUACAUUUCACACAAUUUCCAGCAGUAAUCGGAAGACAUCUCGCUUAUAUGAAGGGUAUAAAUAGCUGCAUUGCACUUGUUCUCGGAAUAAUUACUGGAAAGUAACGGAAUAGUAAUCUAGCUGCUGAAAAAUGAAUCGAACAAUUUUACGUAUCUUCGUGCUCAUCGCUGUAGCGAUGGUUUGCGCUGGUGCUACCAACCCGGCACUACCAUGGGGUAUACCAGGUAUUAAACCAGCGGAAGCUCCAUCUACUACACUAAGGCCAUCUACACAGGCUCCUGGAGGUACUUGCCCCGAGCCCAGUGAGGAGCUAAUGGCGUGCAUGCGCCAAUGGGCUUGUCAGUACUUGAUACGUCUCGAUUUACGUUGCCUGCUAAACCUGAAUGGACUCCCAUUAAUUGGCAACGCCCUGGGAGGUCUUUUAGGUGGAGGUGGUGGACAGUCACCUGGUCAGCAACCCGCACUUGGAGGCGGCGGUGGUGGCAUAUUGGGUGGUUCGGGUGGUGGUUUACUUGGUGGCUCUGGAGGUUUACUCGGUGGUCUCUUAGGUUAGUGACCACACCACUGUCUACGAGUAUUUUAUAUAAUUUAAUUCGUAAGCUUCUGCUUCAUUAAACGUUUAAAGAAAAUUAAUUCCAAAAUAAUAUCACUGCUACAGAUGUACAUAUAUAUAAUAUGAAUAAAAUUUGUCGUGUAUAUAUAUACACGUAUAUACAAUAUAUAGCCUGGAAUGUGCCACAAUUUCCAAUGCUAAAAUGAUAUAAAAUAUUUUUAAAUUAACAGCAAAUUAUAUUAGUUUGAGAAUGUGUAAA
This is a messenger RNA of Ceratitis capitata (Mediterranean fruit fly), 1252 nucleotides long. Its product is annotated as translation initiation factor IF-2. Lineage: Eukaryota; Metazoa; Arthropoda; Insecta; Diptera; Tephritidae. The record is from RefSeq and is a predicted model, not a curated record. The transcript is spliced from 7 exons. The coding region runs from base 571 to 993 and encodes 140 amino acids.